AAUAAUCGGCAUUGUGCGAAGCCACCCUCAGUUCCACUUCGUUCAUUCUCUCCACUUUUUCCUCCCUCUCGUCCAUUGGCUCCUCUCUCUUCCCUUCAUCGACGUUUCAAAUCACACCGUCGCGUCACACCCACAAACACUCUACACCGUAAACCCCUCUUUCUCAGUUCUCACCUUUCAUUCUCGCCGGCGAGAUCCACCUUGCUAGAUCUCAAGAACUUGCCGGAACCCCACACGCGAGCCAGGACUGGUCGGAGUCGUAUAAUCGACUGCCUCAGCCUCACCUAGUUUAUUCUUAUAACGUAUUUCCUUUAAUUGCAAACCCGUCAAGAUGAAAGCACUUUUCUUGCUCCUGAUAUCUCACAUCAUCUUAAGCCAUGUCUUCGGCGAACACAUCUUCCCUGCAAAUAUCGGUAGCACAUUUGGUGGAGGCAGCUCUCGUGAACCGAAAUACAAGAUCGAAUUUCAUUCAGAAGAAUCCCCUUAUCAUCCUGAUGAUGAUCAGGAGUCUAUUGUCAUGCCGGGCAAAAAUGGACAGAAGUUCAUUUGUUACUUGCCUAGGGUUGAAAAGGAAAAAAGUGGAAAGCCUGUUAUCCAGCAAAAUGUUAGCAGCAUGAUUGUUGAAACUGAGAAAAGGGCUAAACAGAAGACACCAGACGAAUUGCUAGAAGUUUUGAAUGGUCCAUGCUUUGUCAGACAAGAAGGUUGGUGGUCAUACGAAUUUUGCUACAAAAAGAAGUUGCGACAGCUACAUUUGGAGGAUGAUAAGGUGGUCCAGGAGUUUGUAUUGGGAGUUUAUGACCCAGAGGCUACAGCUGCCUAUAACCAAAAUCUCUCUGACAUUUCUACGUUAAAGGAUCCUCGCUCAAAAGAUGCAUCUCAAAGGUAUCAUGCUCAUCAAUAUACUAAUGGAACUACCUGUGAUCUUACAAGUAAACCACGAGAGACUGAGGUGAGGUUUGUAUGCUCAGAACCCAGAGCAAUGAUAAGUUGGCCACACACUCGCCAUAACAUGUGUAAAAUGGGGUGGAGAUGGCAUGAUUUAUACAGGUGUAGAUUGUUUCAAGAGGAGAGACCAGUAUGGCACACCAUCGAUUGUAAUGCUCUAGCAAAGGAUUACAAGGAUGAUGAUAAAGUUAGAGUAGAAAACAGAGACAUGGAGAUAGUUAUGGUUACAGAUUCUGAAACUAAUUAUUCAGAGUAAUCAUGUAAAAAUAAACAAUGAUAAUGGAAAAAAAGAAGGAUAAAGCAAAUUGUAUUUUUUACAGAGAGAAAAAAGGACUACUCAGCCAGAAAAUGUUUCCCUGGAAUGUCAUUAUAUGCCAGAUAUGACUGUUUCUGGCAAUUUGUCUGGCAGUAUUUCUUCUUGAUGUGCGACGAAACCCUUUUUGCAAACAGUGGAUGGAUGUGGUUUCUCUUGAUCUUAAGCUGCUCUCCCUUGAAUUGUCCUUUUUUGGCGUUAAUCGCAUAAGAAUUAUAUUAUAGGUGAGCAGUGGUCAAUUGUAACAGAAAGACGGAAAGUAAAAUAAUUUUGAUUUUGAUUAUCAAUAUUUGACCAA
Arachis duranensis is the source of this 1559-nucleotide messenger RNA. RefSeq names its product protein OS-9 homolog. Gene Ontology annotation, biological process: endoplasmic reticulum unfolded protein response; retrograde protein transport, ER to cytosol. Bases 332 to 1204 code for a protein of 290 amino acids. Gene Ontology annotation, cellular component: endoplasmic reticulum lumen. The record is from RefSeq and is a predicted model, not a curated record. The transcript is spliced from 8 exons. Lineage: Eukaryota; Viridiplantae; Streptophyta; Magnoliopsida; Fabales; Fabaceae.